Molecule: messenger RNA, 5438 nt
Organism: Cuculus canorus (common cuckoo)
Lineage: Eukaryota; Metazoa; Chordata; Aves; Cuculiformes; Cuculidae
Gene: FBXO40
Product: F-box protein 40
Exons: 5
Coding region: 293-2293 (666 amino acids)
Cellular component (GO): cytoplasm
Molecular function (GO): protein binding; zinc ion binding; ubiquitin protein ligase activity
Source: RefSeq, a predicted model, not a curated record
AGUUUCUGUCUGGGUUUGGUCUGUGUCCUCCCAUUCUCUUUUUCUUUGCUUGCAGUUCUCCCUUACCCGCCUCACUUCAACCAAGCUGAUCACAACCAGGAGUGCAAGUGUUUGGUACACACACAGGGACUGGACAUAGGGAUGAUUAAGAAUCAUCAGGUUGGAAAAGACCUUCUGGAUCAUCAAGUACUUUCAGCGUCGGGCACAGAAAGCUCCCCCUGGGCAGCACAGACACUGUGAGAGAUGUUUCAACCGGCACUGCCGUGCACCAAUUGAGCCCUCCAUCUCCUGCAUGGUCAUCAGCUGCCGCUUGCACUGCGGAGCCACCUUCCACAUGUGCAAGGAGGAGGAGCACCAAUUGCUCUGUCCCUUAGAGCAGGUCACCUGCCUCAACUCUGCCUACGGCUGCCCUUUUUCCAUGGCCCGCUUUAAGCUGGCGAAGCACCUGCAGGUCUGUCCAGCCAGUGUUGUCUGCUGCUCAAUGGAAUGGAAUCGCUGGCCAAAUGUGGAUUCAGACACAACUCUUCACAAGAACAUUAUGAAGGAGACCUUGAACGAAGAAUGUCUGGAUACAGCCUUGGCACUCAGAGACCAGAAGAUACUCUUCAGGACUUUGAAAAUAGCCGACUUGUUUCCAGAGUGGAGGAAAAAGAAUGAAGUGGAGGAGUUAAUGGAUGAAGCCAUGGAUGGGGAAGAAGGUGCUGUGGGAGGAGUAGUCAGUGGUUCCCAAGACAGCGACAACAAGUUGUCUGAGCUCAGCCAACGUGAGCGUGAAGAUCUGGCAAAGGACAAAGAGGGUAUGGAUCUGGGGAGUUACAAAACCUGGGAGAACAUUUUCAGCAAAGAGCUUCUGGCUUGCCAGGUAACAGGCUCAACAGCCAACACAGGAAAAAAUACAGAGGAGGCUUCCAAGAAAACAGCAUCAGCCCCUCAUGCUGCCAGCUCCACAGAAAAGGCAAAGGAGGUACCUGAAAAUGCAGAAGAGGCAAAGAAUCAAAAGCCUGAACAAGUAACACCAAAUACAGAAAUGACAGGACUGGCUCCCUGGCAAGAAGGGGUCCUGGAGAGGCUAAAGAAGGAAGUUGGUGUAGGUGAUUACAACAUGUAUCUGGUACAUCAUGGGGGAAUGCUCAUCCGCUUUGGUCAGCUAGCUGCCUGCACUCCCAAGGAAAAGGACUUUGUCUAUGGGAACUUGGAAGCUCAGGAGGUGAAGACUGUCUACACCUUCAAAGUGCCUGUUAGUUACUGUGGCAAAAGAGCACGACUAGGAGAUGCACUUGGCCAUAAGAUUCCAACUUUAGACAAAUCGGUGGAUACCUCAGAAUUGGGAAUAAACCUAGAAGAACUACCUAAGGCAAAUAUAGUUAGAGCCACGCUACUGUGUGCACUGGAAAAAGAACUGAAAGGCCAUGAGAUCUCUGAAGCAAGAGGUGUUGAUGGGCUCUUUGUGGAUUUUGCAACACAGACAUACAGCUUUCCUCUAGACCCCUUCCCCUCCAAUGCUGUUCUAGCAGAUAUUCUGGAUGAAGAAAGCUCACCAGAACUCCAUGUGGAGCUCUACACUGAAUGUGUAACCAGAAGACACAACAAAAGCAGUUCAGCUUUCACAUUCACUUGCAGUCAUUUCUUCAGGAGGGAUGAAUUCCCAUCCCACUUUAAGAAUGUUCACGCUGACAUCCAGUCAUGUCUGGAUGGAUGGUUCCAGCAUCGCUGUCCUCUGGCCUACUUGGGAUGUACUUUUGUUCAAAAUCACUUCCGCCCUGAUGGACUUAAGGCCAAGGUUAUAUACAGCAAGCCUCUCAAGACAUUUGCUAUUAAGCCAGAGGUGGACACCCUCCUUGCUGAAUCAGGGAAGUGCAUUUCCACAGUCGCUAAUCGAGGGAGAAAUACAGACUCACUGAGCAGCCUCCCAGUGGAAGUGCUCAAGUACAUUGCGGGGUUCCUGGACAGCUUCAGUUUAUCUCAGCUAUCACAAGUGUCAGUGCUGAUGAGAGACAUCUGUGCCACUCUUCUUCAAGAGAGGGGAAUGGUCCUGCUGGUUUGGGAGAAAAAAAGAUAUUCCCAUGGUGGUACUUCAUGGAAAGCUCGCAAAAAGAUCUGGCAGUUCAGCAGCCUGUUCUCUAGAGUUAACAAGUGGCAGCGCAAUGAUGUCGCGUGCAUGUCAGAGCACCUGAAGAACUGUCCCUUCUACCAAGUGGAGCACAGGACGGACCCCGUGCUGCUGACAGGCAUGUGCGAAUCUCGAGAGCAGACACAAAAGACUUUGGUUUCUACUUUCAAACGCAGAGUCUGAACAACCUGCUUCCCCUCUGCCAUGCUCCUUUCAGAGGUCUUUAAAACAAGAUUUGGGAAUUUGAGUGUGCUUCCAGCUCUCCUUUGGACACUUAAAACUGGCUUCUCCUCAUCUGUGGUUGGGAUAUCCUGCAUAAUUUUUUUCCUACAUUUAUUUAAUUGUUGAAACUUCAUCCACUGCUCACUGAUACCACACGCUUUCUGCUUAUGUUUCUGCUCCUCGCUUAACACAGCAUCCUGAAGAAAACAAUAAGGAUCUUGUUUGAAACAGCACCUUCACAGUCUUGGAGCUCAUAGCCAGAAGUGUGAGAUCAGGACAUGAGGACUGGCUUUCAUCUGACCAACUCAGGCAGGAGGACCUCGCCAGGAGCUGGGACGUCUGCUGGCCUGGACCACCGCUCUCCUUGCCCAGGCUAGCCAGGUGAAAACUGGCCGAAGUGAAUGGACACACACCACACUUGCCUUCCUUGGUCUCAGUGCAGAACUGGGAUGAGGCGGGCUAUGCAAGAAGAAGCCCUCUCUCACCAAUAAAGGUUGCUGAUGAGCCUGAUCUGAGUGCUUGGUAAUCGAAGGCAUGAAUUGCACGAUGACUGAAACUAUGCUGAGUGCAGCUCAUCCUUCUGUACACUUGUGGCUUAAGUGGUCCCUGUGAGAUUUAUAACCAUACAAGGAUGUUUUUCUUCUCUAGACACAUGCCCUCAGGAACUAUCAGCCGAGUUGUGGAACAGUGGCGUGGUCCCAGGAGCAGAAGUAGCAGCAGUUACUUUUCUUUUUUUUAAAAGCUAUUCUGGUAUUUCUCCCUAGAGAUCCUUUCUGGGAAGCCUCAUAAUGCUUUAAACAAGAAAAUAAACUAGUUUCUGCAGGUAUCCUGUGAAAAACACAAGUAGCAUCCCAGUUUUAUGCAGGGGAAGAUGAAGUGAAUGAACUCAAGGAACCCAAGCUGGGCCAGGAGCAGUUUAAGCUGGAUUCUCUAAUUCUUCAUGCACUGGCUUAAGCCACUGUGCAAAACCAAACUGGCCAUCCUUUAAAGCUGCUUACAAAAACUGACCUGUCCUCAAAACAUGUGCUAUGAAACAGGUUGCCAAAUACUCUCACUCUGUUUUACACAGGGAAGCUGAGAGAGGUGUGAACACACAGGUAGACUUCCUGGACUGGCCUCUACAUCAGGACCUUAUCCUUCAUAUACUGUGUAACUGAUCUGCAAAGAUGCUGAGCUGCAGCAUGAUGCAUAGCUGCAGUUUGGGGAGGAAACAAAAAAGAUCCAUAUGUGAUAGAGUCUCAAAGUAAGCCUGUGUCAAAGUCUUGUAUAGAAGAUCAUGAUAAAAAUAGUUCAACCUGUGAACUGUCUCUCACCUGAUCAACCACUUAGCUGCUGUAAACCAGUGUAGCUGCCCUGAAGUUGUGGUUGAUGUUAUGUGUGAAUUUGGCCCAUUUUAUUUCUAGUGCCAGUGUCACUGGCAGUGCUGCUAUUCCACCUCUGGCCUCCUCCUGCCAGAGGAUUGUGUUCUUCUAUGUCUCUGCUCCUGGAGAUGACCUGACUUCAUUUCCAGCCUGAUUAUUACCACUGAUCCUGCUUCUUCCCUGUAAAGGAGGUGCUGGAGUCAGACUACGGGGACAAUGCAACAUUUGCAAAUGUGGUGAUACAGGGUGUGGUUCAGAGAUAGCAAUGUUGCAGCUUCUGACUCUUGGGAUCAGCCAAGGUGUAGGUACAACAUCUAGGAGACUGGAUAAUUUUCCUGCUGGUACUGCUAUAGGGUUCACGGGUAGACACGGGCUGUUAAUUCACAGAGAGAGAAAGGGACAAAUUCACACCGAUGAAUAUAACUAAAUUUGGUUAAGAAAACUUCAGCAGAUACAGUAGAAGCUGAAUACCCACAGGCAUUUGCAGGUUAGUCUGGUUAACCUGACCCUGGAAGAUGGAAAGCUGUACAAGGAAGUGGAGAUUACACUCAUACCGGUGCGAACUCACGCAGCAAAAGUCAGCUGGUAGCCGAUAUCUUGCAUUUAACACUAGUGGAGAGAUGUGGGCUGGUGUCAGAUGCAGUUUAAUCAAUCAAAGAAUGUAUGCCAAGCUAGCUCAGUGUUGAUAGUCCUGCUCACUAGCAGAGUCAGCAGAAGCUUUGAGGAGCUGCAAGAAACCAAAUUUGCCUGCCUUCUUUCUCUUGGUGAGCACAACGCUGUCUUGGUCAAAAAGCAAGAGGCUUUUGUUUGUGUUCAGCAAGUCCGUAGGCUUCUAGUUUAAGCUUCUAACUGGACUGGUGGAAAGCUAAGAUAAGUAAGGAAACUUUCUUAUUAGAAAUGUAGGCUUCUGAACAGAAUUUAGGAGCCAAAACACUUCCUGAAUUUCAGCUUGAGGGAUCUGAUUAGAAGAAACUAGGUAUUUUGGAGUUUUUCAAAACAAGUCUGUUGCUGUGGUGGGUUCUGAACUGGAAAAAAGGACCCAAGUCCCAAAUCCAGCAGAGCACUGAGGCUGAUUCUGGUCCAGAUCACGCACUCCAGACUUUCAUGGCUUUGAUCCUACUUGUGCUGCUCAGAUGUCUUGUGAAGGGCAAGAGCAAUACCCUGUACACUCCAGCCUGAUGUGUUUUGCAGUGUUUCUACUUAUUGGAAGGACAGGAACAGAAAUUACAGCAUCAUGGAAAUCAGUGAGGUCAGAACAAGGCCAAUAGACUCAGGACAAGAGUGAAAAAGAGGGGAAACAGGAAAGGUAAUGGGUUUAGAUAGAGGAGACCUGCCUGAUCAUAGGUGUUAUGAGGAGAGGCAAGGGGAGAAAGGUAAAAGGGCACAGGAAUGAUGGGAAGAGGGAUGUGGAAGAGGUGAUGCAGCUGCAAAUGAUUUAGGAGGAAACACUUCAAUUCAACAGACACUAGGAGGACAGGAGUGAUGUUUAGGACAACAGACAGAUGUGCGGAAUAGAGAGUUUUUCUUUUGUUUGGUUUCUACUGACAAAGUAAGAUAUUUAGACAAGCCUGGUGAACUCAGUGAAAUGCAGACUCUUUUUAAUUGUAAUUUAUACAGUGACCCUCACUCUGUGGCACAGCCUCUGUUCUAGGUUAUUCAGCCAGCAGAUUGUUGUAAACAUGAGCUGAGAGGCCACGGUAAAACCACAAAGAGUCACAAGUGUUUAUGUUCCUGUAUGCUCAGUC